AUGAUUAGUGACAAAGAAACAUAUGAGGAAGCGAUCCAGUCACUAAACAACAUCUAUGUGCAACCCAAUAACGAGGUCUUCGCAAGGCACAAGUUAGCCACGUGCAGACAAGAACAGGGUCAAAGCGUUGACGCCUUUCUUCAAAAACUCCGCAGUCUAUCCAAGGAUUGCAACUUCAAAGCCGUGACAGCUGAGCAACAUCGUGACGAGUCCAUACGCGAUGCAUUCAUAACAGGUAUUGCCUCCAACAGCAUUAGAAAACGUCUCCUUGAGAAAACAGAUUUAAAGUUAAAGGAUGCAUUUGAGGAAGCCAGAGUACUUGAACACGCCUAUCAACAUUCGUUAUUGUACGAGUCACAGUCAGAAACCACUAGUGGGGCUACUACAAAUGCUGUAAGAGAACACCCUGCUGAUCCUGUCGCUCCCCAGUUGCCUGAUCUACGAGCCUCGAUUGAUUCGACUCAAACAAGACAAGAGGUAAGCACUAUAUCUAUCAAGUGUUACUUCUGUGGCAGAGGAAGACAUCCUCGUAAUGAGUGCCCCGCACGUGAAGCCACAUGUAAUCAGUGUGGCAAGAAGGGACAUUUUCAGAGAUCUUGCAAAUCAAGAAAAUCUACAGCAUUCGCCCUCGCUACGUUACACUCUUUGGGACUAGGCAAAUCAACCUCCUUGAUUCUUCUCAAUGGGGUGCCACUUAAAGCCUUGAUAGACACUGGAAGCUGUGAGAGUUACGUGUCAGCUCGAGUUGCCAGGAAUCACAAAUGGCCGAUAAAAACCUCCGUGGACAGAAUAUUUAUGGCUUCUAUUCACCUGUCUCGAGUUACUGAAGGCCAUAUCUUUGCUACCAUUCAACUCAAAGAUGAAACAUAUGAAAAUAUUAAACUGUCACUCUUAGAUGGAUUGUGUUCAGAUGUUAUUCUAGGUUUGGAUUUCAUAAGCCUACACGAGAAUCUACAGAUUCCCUUUAGUGGGAAGAGACCACCUCUGUGCGUAAGUACCCUUAGACCAGCCAAAGUAGAGGCGCCUAGUCUUUUUGGUAACUUAUCUCCAAACUGCACCCCAGUGGCAACUAAGUCACGCAGACACUCACUACUGGACUCUAAGUUUAUUAAUGCUGAGAUUCAGAGACUACUCAAAGAAGAACCAGACGAUCAACAGAUUUACGCUGCUAGACGCCUAUCCCAUGCCAAGAAUGGAUGA
Biomphalaria glabrata is the source of this 1200-nucleotide messenger RNA. RefSeq lists its product as uncharacterized. The record is from RefSeq and is a predicted model, not a curated record. Gene Ontology annotation, molecular function: zinc ion binding; nucleic acid binding. The transcript has 2 exons. Bases 1 to 1200 code for a protein of 399 amino acids. Lineage: Eukaryota; Metazoa; Mollusca; Gastropoda; Planorbidae.